This is a messenger RNA of Cavia porcellus (domestic guinea pig), 2725 nucleotides long. It is a transcript of the gene Fbxl14, whose product is annotated as F-box and leucine rich repeat protein 14. Bases 3 to 1205 code for a protein of 400 amino acids. The record is from RefSeq and is a predicted model, not a curated record. Gene Ontology annotation, biological process: SCF-dependent proteasomal ubiquitin-dependent protein catabolic process. Gene Ontology annotation, molecular function: protein binding. The transcript has a single exon. NCBI's taxonomy places the organism in Eukaryota, Metazoa, Chordata, Mammalia, Rodentia, Caviidae. Gene Ontology annotation, cellular component: SCF ubiquitin ligase complex.
AGAUGGAGACCCACAUCUCGUGCCUGUUUCCCGAGCUGCUGGCCAUGAUCUUCGGCUACCUGGACGUACGGGACAAGGGGCGCGCGGCGCAGGUGUGCACGGCCUGGCGGGAUGCAGCCUACCACAAAUCGGUGUGGCGGGGGGUGGAGGCCAAGCUGCACCUGCGCCGGGCCAACCCGUCGCUGUUCCCCAGCCUGCAGGCCCGGGGCAUCCGCCGCGUACAGAUCCUGAGCCUCCGCCGCAGCCUUAGCUACGUGAUCCAGGGCAUGGCCAACAUUGAGAGCCUCAACCUCAGCGGCUGCUACAACCUUACCGACAACGGGUUAGGCCAUGCGUUUGUGCAGGAGAUUGGCUCCUUGCGCGCCCUCAACCUGAGCCUCUGCAAGCAGAUCACCGACAGCAGUCUGGGGCGUAUAGCGCAGUACCUCAAGGGUCUGGAAGUGCUGGAGCUGGGGGGCUGCAGCAACAUUACCAACACUGGCCUCUUGCUCAUCGCGUGGGGGCUGCAGCGCCUCAAGAGCCUUAACCUCCGCAGCUGCCGCCACCUUUCGGACGUGGGCAUCGGGCACCUGGCCGGCAUGACACGCAGCGCGGCAGAGGGCUGCCUGGGCCUGGAGCAGCUCACGCUACAGGACUGCCAGAAGCUCACAGAUCUUUCCCUAAAGCACAUAUCCCGGGGUCUGACGGGCCUACGGCUCCUCAACCUCAGCUUUUGUGGGGGCAUCUCGGACGCAGGCCUCCUGCACCUGUCGCACAUGGGCAGCCUGCGAAGCCUUAACCUGCGCUCCUGCGACAACAUCAGUGACACAGGUAUCAUGCAUCUGGCCAUGGGCAGCCUGCGCCUCUCGGGGCUAGAUGUGUCAUUCUGUGACAAGGUGGGGGACCAGAGUCUGGCUUACAUAGCCCAGGGGCUGGAUGGCCUCAAGUCCCUCUCCCUCUGCUCCUGCCACAUUAGUGAUGAUGGCAUCAACCGCAUGGUGCGGCAGAUGCACGGGCUGCGCACACUCAACAUUGGACAGUGUGUGCGCAUCACAGACAAGGGCCUGGAGCUGAUUGCUGAGCACCUAAGCCAGCUGACUGGCAUAGACCUGUACGGCUGUACACGCAUCACCAAGCGCGGCCUGGAGCGCAUCACGCAGCUGCCCUGCCUCAAGGUACUCAACCUGGGACUCUGGCAAAUGACAGACAGUGAGAAGGUCAGGUGAGGACGGCAGCACCUUGUCCCACCUGUUCAUCCCCUCUUCACCACCACCACCACCGUCCCCAUACACUCAUACAUAGAUCAUGUAUUGGCUGAGAUGGGGCAGUGACAGGAAGCCCAGGCUCCUUUUCUCCUCCACGGCGUCCCUCCCUACUACCAGCCCCUCCCUCUGCCUCUGGGGCACUUCUGUCCUGCUCUGCUCUCCCCUUCCCUGCUGGUGGAAAGAUGGAUUCUGCUGCUCACCCACCCAUUCCUCUGCAGGGGGAUGGGGACUGAUUCAGCCACCGACCCUGUGCCCACUGCCUCCCUCGAAUUUGGAAUUGGGGUGGGGGUGAUUGGUCCUUUCAACCCUGAGGAGCUGAGGGAAAUGGCUGCCUUCACUUAAGAUUUCAUUUGGAUACUGUGAUCUGGUUUUUAUUUCAAAAUUAUAAAAAAACACACCCAACCACAACCGCCUCUUCACCCUUCUUCCACUUGGUAACUAACCCCGUCUCUGCACACUUCUCUUUUUACAGUACUCUGCUAGUCAUGCUCAUUUCAUUUUUAUCUACUUUUUUUUUAAGAAAUUGGAAUUCAUGGUCCUUUUUUUUCUGCUGAAUAUAUUCUAUAUAUUCUAUAUAUAAAUUAUAUAUAUUAUAUAUAGACAUAUAUAUGUGUCUGGCUACCUCGUUUUAGUUUACUUUUUCUCUAAAGCCCUGGAAUUCUACAAGAGAGAUAUUUUAAGACUGAAACAUUUUUGUGCCUAGACUGGAAAGAUGCCCAUUGGGUUUGUGCACCGUUUUUUUAUUUUUGUUUUUUGGCUUCUUCCCAACCUCCAUCCACCCAGUGUGUCCCACUUCCACAUUCUGGUUACAGUUUUUUUUCUCCUUAUCCAUUGGGAUUAGGGGACCCAACCAUGUGUUUGAGUCUUGGCUUAAUUUAUAGCACAAAUACAGAGAAAUGAAAGUUGUACUGCUUUUUUUUGUUAAAGAUGCAGAUUGUGUCUUGAAGAUUAUUAUUAUAUAUGCAAAUUAUGCCCUAUCCUCACCUUCUUCCAAGUUUCCCCACAGAAAGGUCACAGAGUGAGGCUUCCUAUUGGAAGCACAGAGCAGAGUUGGCCUGCAGAGAGAGACCUUGGGGCUGUAAUGUGAAAAGGAAGAGACUGAAUCAUGUCUUACCUGUAUUCUGUUAAUAAAAUGGGAGUUUGUGGGUUUUAAAAAUUUGUUUCUAAAUGGAGGAAUAGAUGACUUUAUUUUGGUGGGGGUUGGGACUUGUGGCUUUAAAAAAAAUCGCUUUUGAGUAGGAUGUAUAUUUUUGUUGGAUUUUGUUUGUUUGUUUAUUUUUUUAGAAUCCUCCAGCUACAUGUGAGACCAUGGAGUUAAACCCAGAGACCUUUAUCAAUUAAUUGUACUGUUUGUGAAUUUGUAUAAAUAAUAACAAAGAUCCUCUUAAAACGUUUAUAUUCUUACAGUAAAAGGUUAAACUGAUAUUUAUAUAAUAAAAGAGGAAAUAUGAAGUAUGUUUUUGAAAAAAAAAGCACAAAAA